AUGUUUGGCCCUUUGCCAAUCGAGAUCUGCCUGGAAAUCUUUGACCAGCUCGUCCUCAUCCUUGGGCCCGGGUAUCGAGGACUCAGGGUUGCUCUCAGAUUAAGGCUUGUCUGCAAAUUCUUUGAUCGCGAAAUCAUCAGAGCUAUUCAUACAACUCAAACCCUCGCCGUGGGCGUUUGGGUUGAUGCAUCCGAGCGCAUAACAUCUGAUUAUCUGCGAUUCCAGGUCUUGCGCAAUGGUGGAUCUGAUUUAUAUCUUAUCAACACUAUUCGCACCACUGUCAGAGCCUUGGUCCUCACAGAAAAAGGCUGCAUAUCCGAGACCGAUGUGCAUAAGUACACGACUACGCUAUCGGAAGCGCUUGUAAACGUGUUUCCAGCCCCAUUUCUUCUUUUUGCGCUACAUUCAAACGAUGGCAUUGAUUGGCUUCCAAAAGAACAUUUUGUCGACAGUCCUCAGCAUCUUCUUUCUGCUGCAGCAUGUGUGGGAAACACAGAUUUGGUAAAAAGACUACUCCUCCAGGGUGUUGAUUGCAAUACACGCAGCAAUAUCUUUGGAACCCCGCUUCACCUUGCGGCAUACUGUGGGCACGCUGCCACUGCCAAACUACUGCUCAAAUCAGGAGCACACCCUAAUACAAAGGCUAUACGGUAUAACGAGAUCGAAAACACCUUCUACCUAGACGACAAGGACCGGAAAGAUAUCUUUCCGAAAACACCACUUCAGAUGGCAUGCUACGCCGGCCAAUGGGAAAUUGUCAGAUUACUUCUCUUACCGGAACAUGGUGUUUCACUGACCGGUGUUCACUAUCAUAUUGCCAUACUGAGUGCCAUUAAAGGGAACCAUUUAGACAUUGUGAACCAUCUUAUCAACAAUGGAGAUCUGAAUUCCAUGCAGCCAGAAUUCCUUAAACAUUUCUGGCAUCGGGCACUGCGUGUGGCUUGCGAUCGUGGUGCUGAGGGUGUGGUUCGAAUGGUGCUUGACAAAGAGGUCGAUGUGGACUCGCCAAGAAGAGCACUGGAAUCUCCUCUGUCAUUGGCUGCUGGUCACGGCUAUGAGCAAAUAGUACGCCUUCUCUUAGAAAAGGGUGCUAAUCCAAACCGCCUGUCAAGGUCAGAGGCAAGCCGCAAGGCUUGUACUCCCUUUUCAAAAGCAGCAAUGUUUGGACACACAGGAUCACUUCAACUGAUGCUCGAUUCCUGUGUACCAGAAUUCCCUACAAAGAUCAUCUCUUCCGCCAUUGAUGGGGGGCAGAAACAUGUUAUCCAAUACCUUAUAGAGAAAGGCCUUUGGUCAUCGUUAUCUGAUGGAAUGAGCAUGAACUGUGACUACUCGCACUUCUUCCAAGGGGCAUGA
This is a messenger RNA of Coccidioides posadasii C735 delta SOWgp, 1356 nucleotides long. RefSeq lists its product as uncharacterized. Gene Ontology annotation, molecular function: protein binding. NCBI's taxonomy places the organism in Eukaryota, Fungi, Ascomycota, Eurotiomycetes, Onygenales, Onygenaceae. The record is from RefSeq and is a predicted model, not a curated record.